Messenger RNA from Tilletiaria anomala UBC 951, 435 nucleotides. RefSeq lists its product as uncharacterized. Bases 1 to 435 code for a protein of 144 amino acids. The record is from RefSeq and is a predicted model, not a curated record. NCBI's taxonomy places the organism in Eukaryota, Fungi, Basidiomycota, Exobasidiomycetes, Georgefischeriales, Tilletiariaceae. The transcript is spliced from 2 exons.
AUGUCCACCUCCACCUCGCAGCAGAUCGAUGACGCCGCCAGCCGGGCCGACGAAAAGCGCCAGGAGCUCCAGCGCGACGCUGAGAACGCGGCCCACCGCGCAGAAAAGAAGGCCAACGAGAUCGGCGACGAAAUCAAGAAGGGCGCCAAAAACUUUGAGAAGGCUGCCUCCCGCGCUGCUUUGGACGCCAAGAAAGAGGCCACGCAAUUCUGGUCUACCUUCUCGUCGAACCCGGAAUACUGGGCCUCGACGCUCGCCUCGGUCAACCUCGUGCUGCUCGGCGCCGGCGCGGUAUACGCGUACACCAAGCGCGACGAGAUCAGGCACACUGACAGAGGCACAAUCGCUGCCACUGUCGCCGGCAUUGCAGCCCUUCUCGGUGUUCAGACGUACGCUGCCAAUGAAGCGGCCAAGGCGCAGAACAGCGGGUUCUAA